CCGGAACCCAAACCACGACACACAACAGCAAAACCUCCACAGAGCUCCUUACUUCUCCCUUGUCAGAGCAGCGCUUUGCAACUCGAUCCUUCGCUCCAUGACAUGGACAAGACACUAGACCACAAUAACGGGCGCAUCGUUCCUUUUGCAUCAUCAGGACAUCGUGCUUCCUCGUCUGGACGCCUGAUGCUUCCACCCCCUUCCUUGUCCCCCAAGAAGAGAAGCAACACCAAAAACAUUGCCACGGCCGAGGAUUACGAGCAGCUCCGACAACACUACACGUUCGUCCUUCCCGACAAGAGUCAAAGAGAUGGUCGUCCAAGCACUUGGCAAGAACGCAUGGUGGAGCAAUACCACUCGCAUCUCUACAAAGAAUUUGCGUUAGCGGACUUGUCAGUGCCUGGAAAAAUUGGAUUUUGCUUUCGGACCAAAGACGAAGUAGUGCAAGGCCUAGGAUACUUGUCGUGUGGAAAUUUGCGCUGUCCCUCCUUUCAGCAACCUGAAUUGUACAUGAAUCGAAAAAUGGCCGCACAAAGCAAGCAGCUGCGAGGGCAGGGUCAUGCAGGCCCUCCAUACGGGGAAGGGUUGAAGGACUAUGAAGUGCCAUUUCGGUACGAGGAGCAUGGGGAAUGGAAAAUCGAGCUGGUCAAAGUGAGACUGUGCAAAGUUUGCGUACCUUUGUUGUUGGAACGAGCUCCUGGAGCUAAGAAGAAAAAGAGUAAUACUGCUCGAAAGAAAGCCACAGAUGUCCAAGACAGCGAUACGCAACAAAAACCAGAGACUUCCUUGGUGGAUGGUCAACAACAGCAGCCAAAGGAGUCUUCGUCCAGCUGCAGCAGUAGUAGUAGCGAAAGCAGCAGUAGCGCAGACGAGUCGGACGCAUCUGGAAAUGUUGCUCGGCGAGGACGCAACAAGAGAAUGACGGGAUCCGAAAAGCAGCAAGCAGAUGAAGGAGUUUCACAAAGUCAUCCAGAACCAAGAGACGAUAAGAAGACAGGUGAAUGCAGCAGCACUGUCUCGGAUGGUUCGUCAGCUUCUUACGACAGCAAAAGGGCAGAGAAGACAAGCCCCGGAAAGCCCGAUACGGACGCCAAGGCACUUGGAAAGGACAAGGAUGAUGCCCCUGAAACUGUUAACCACAACAAGAGUCUGGACAAACCAGAGGAAGUAGUGCCGAUUCCAGAGGCAAAGCCGCCAAGUGAUAAUAGAUCAGGUUCUGAUUCAUCCACCGUCAGUAGUGAGGACAGAAGGCGUCGAAGAAAAGCUAGGCGUCGCCGACGUAAAGAUCGCAAGCGACGAGAACGGGAGCGCAAACGAAGAAAGACAGAAGAAGACCACAGGGAUAAUGAAUAAUGGAAUAGAACUAAAACAUGCGAGUUUUUUGGUUUGCU
Messenger RNA from Seminavis robusta, 1391 nucleotides. Lineage: Eukaryota; Bacillariophyta; Bacillariophyceae; Naviculales; Naviculaceae. The record is from the annotation of a GenBank genome assembly.